GAAGAAGAAAACCGUCACUGUGCUGCUUCCUCUUUUCAACGCCUCCAUUUUGUGGCCGCGACAGUUUACGAUAGUUUCAAUCGACGUGCGGCAGCGGAAAGUGUCGCAGCAGAAGUAAACAUGUGGAGGGUUCAGUAGCCAAUAAAAAACCCGUCUGAUGGAGAACUACAGCAAAGCUCGGACGGAGGAGCAGCCGUCUGUCUGUCCGUUCCCCGGCCUCCCACCUGAUACGCCGGAGGUCCGCGUGAAAGAUGGCAGCAAGAUCCGCAACCUGCUGCGUUACGCCCUGAGCCGCAUGGAGGCCAAACCCCGAGCAGCUGACGAUGAGGGGCGACCCCCGUCUGAGGAAGGGGGCGUGGCUGUGGAGGGACAACAGGAAGCUCGAGGCCGGCCGCUCUGCAAACACAUCGUCUUCACGGCGAGCGGUAAGGGCGUGUCUAAAGCCAUCACCUGCACUGAGAUCGUGAAGCGGCGCCUGAAGGGUCUCCACCAGCUCACCAGGCUGCUGUACAGCACCGUGGUGGAGGUGUGGGAGCCGCUGGAGCCCGCCGCCGGCCUCGACAGCCUGACAGUCAACAGGAACGUGCCCGCCAUCUGGAUCCUCCUCUCACAGGAACCACUGGACUGUAGCCAGCCUGGAUACCAGGCACCGGGCCGCUACGACACCCUGUGGGCUCAGUCUGCCAACAGGGAGGAGGGAGGAGGCUUCACUGGACAGAAACCAGGACACAAGAGGAAGAGAGGAGGAGGAGGAGGAGGAGGAGGAGGAGGAGGCAGAGGGAGGGGACCCGGCCGUCAGACCGGACGGUCCAGAGAAGCUGCUAAAGGACAAAGCUGAUUUAACUUUUACAAACUGAACAGACAUAAAGACUAAAAGGCUGUGAAGGAGCAUGAAGAAGACUCUGUGGACACUGAACGCACCGCAGCCGCUGUUCACUUCUUUAAUUUAAUGUGUUUGUCAUCAGCAGCUCUGCUUUCUUUACCAGCUGUGUUUUAUUUUGAGUCCUUUUCUCCAGUUUUCUGUGGAUCUACAGUAUGAACCUGAGUUCUGAAAGUGUGUUUUCUAACUGCGUUAAUUAAAGAAUUUUUAUUGGUUUCAGAGUGAAA
Molecule: messenger RNA, 1107 nt
Organism: Acanthopagrus latus (yellowfin seabream)
Lineage: Eukaryota; Metazoa; Chordata; Actinopteri; Spariformes; Sparidae
Gene: rpp25l
Product: ribonuclease P/MRP 25 subunit-like
Exons: 2
Coding region: 158-838 (226 amino acids)
Biological process (GO): tRNA 5'-leader removal
Cellular component (GO): ribonuclease MRP complex
Molecular function (GO): RNA binding
Source: RefSeq, a predicted model, not a curated record